This is a messenger RNA of Bactrocera neohumeralis, 1482 nucleotides long. RefSeq lists its product as uncharacterized. The transcript has 2 exons. Gene Ontology annotation, molecular function: DNA binding. The coding region runs from base 123 to 869 and encodes 248 amino acids. The record is from RefSeq and is a predicted model, not a curated record. NCBI's taxonomy places the organism in Eukaryota, Metazoa, Arthropoda, Insecta, Diptera, Tephritidae.
AGACAGUUAGAAAUUUGCGAUAAAAACAGUAAAUUCCAUAAAAUCCAGAAAUACGGGACAAAACUGCAGAAUUGACAUAUAAUAUUUAGUGACAAAAGAUUCGCAGAAGUAAUUCGAACAAUAUGACCGAUGAAACAGCUUCGUGUAUAGACAUAGUCCGUGAAUUUAUAGUAAAUGCUUCAAAAGAUUUUGCAAACACUUUGGGACUGAAAAGUAAUACUACUAGAAGAGAAGAGAAGGUUUCAGCUCCAACUUCUGUUAGAAGACAACUUUUAGAUGUACUAAUUACCGAACUGUGCGGUCAUGUUACUGACGAUUUAAGGCUUCUUUGGUAUGUCAGCUGUGACUGCUACUAUGAUAUAAGCGGCGAAGAGAUUAAAGCAGCGAAAAAAGUAUAUGAAGAUAAUUGGAGGAAUGUUUAUAGCGUUUUUUUGAAUACCGCGAAUAAACUUAACGAUGAUCCCUAUGUGCAUGUGGAGUUAGCUUCACCAUCCAAAAUACAAAUAAAUCCCAAUAUAUCAAUGAGAGAAUACUUGUACUCACCCAUUCACAUCCCUGGCGAAGAUCCAAUUGUAGUUCUUGGUCAAAACAGUAUUUAUAUUAGCAAAGCUGAUUUUGAUAAGAUUUGCUGGAGACAUGACCAAGGCGCUGCACGAAAGCUGUGUGCAUUAAUAUUUUCUCGAGUGCAAAUGCUAGAAACGGACUUCAAAAAAACAUUUCUAGAACCUUAUAAAAUUGCUGAUAUUGAAUCUUGUGUUCUAACAUGCUCAUAUAGUAAUUCUGACGAUAUAUUAAAACACAUUGCUAUAAGAUGUUUUAAUACACACAAAAGAUAUAGAAAUAAACGAAUACCUGGCAAAAAAUCCUAGAUGUUGUGUGAUAACACUAAGCAUACUGGCGCACACUUUAAAUUCAUACCUGAUUAAACAUACGUCCAUACAUAUGUACAUAUAUUAUAUUUGGUUAUCUAUUUCUGUGUAUGCGUAUCUGCACACAAACAUUUUUUAACGUGCUAAUACUUUAGUUCUCUUGUUUUUUGGGCAAACGUAAAUAUCAAAUAAUUAUUGUAACUAUAUAGCAAUCAAUUAGUUUUAACAAUAAUUGGCAAUUGUGUUUGAAUAGCACUUAGAUUAAUUAGAACUAACUGUGAACGAUGAAAACUCAUUUCGAAUAUGGAUUUUUGUAUUGUUGACAAAUUUUUGAAAAUUGACAAUAAUUCGUAUUUUUUAAUAUUCACUAAACAUUUUUGAAAUUACAAAAACAACUCAUUUAGAUUUUUUCGGAUCCCAUGCCUGUACUUUUGGUGGUGUGGUUGAAUACGGCAUAUAUUGUUCUGCAAUAAACGAAAGUGAUUUUUAUAUUGUUUCAUAAAUACAUACAAGCUACAUAUAUAAAUUAUAAUUACAAUAUUUUUAAACUAACAAACAUCUCAGAUAAAAUAUUUUGAAAUUUAAAUAAAUUUGCUGUUUUCGGUUCCCCGUA